CACCCACACCUGGAACAAAGAGGCAAGAGAAAGCAGUCUUUGAGAGACAGGACUGGGGGCCACCCGGGACUGGCCAAGAAUUGUUGAGAGUGAAAUGUUCCCAGCCAUUAAGAGACUACCCUAUCAAACACAGUUGCUCUGUCCCCUGCAAAGACCUACUCCAUAGACCUUGGCGCAGGAACUGGCACGCUGCCUUGUUUUAGUUACAGCCAGCAGUGCUCACGUACUGCGCAUAUUUUCUUUAUGUGUGUAUUAAUAAGGUUUUGCGUGUUCUAAAAGAGAGACCUCAAAUUUCUCAUCAUGCUUGUUCUGUAUUUCACGUGAGCCCCGAGUUCUGGAGGAACCGAAAGAGUGGACUCCGUACACGUGAGGUAGUUGGCCAUGGUGUUGGCCAUGGCAUCUCAGGAUGCCCAGAACCUCUUUCAGCCUUUGUCUUCCUGGCUCUCCCGGGUUUAUGAAGCUCUCCAGCAAGCAGGCGAUGCACUGUCGGCGUCGCUGGUUCUUCUAAGCAAACAGGAUUCGGCGUUGAGUGACAAGCCAGACCAGGACUUGGAGGAUACUAAGUUUCAAGAAACCUACUUUGAAGAUGGAGAGCAGGGCAGUGAUAGGAAUUCAGAGGAGGCAAACUCCCUGUUUCUUGAAGAGGACCAUUUCUCACGCUCUAAUAGUGACGUUCAGGACUCUGGCAGUACGGCAAGUCCCAGACUUGAUCAGCAAGCCAAAGACUCAUGCUCUACCACACACCAGUGGCCCGAUCCGAUCCCAGCUGGCCUGAAGUCCCUGCACACGCUUUCUUCUAUUGCAGAGGAAGAACGUGACUUUGAGAGGCAGAGAUGUGGCCUCCAGCUUGGCUUUGACACCCAGCUCCCUGGCUCUUUAGGAAAAGUCGAUGGAGAAAGGCAAGCUAACAGCUUUGGGGAUGACGAGGAGCCGUCCACAUCUUCUGAGAGUGACGAAGAUGUGACCAAGCAGUUUGAGAUCUCUGUGUCCCGAUCCCAGAGUUUUCGUACAGGAGCACCUGAAAAGGGAAAGACCACAGAGUUGGAGCCAAAAACAAAAUGCAACCAUUUGCUGUCCGUGCACCGACAAGACAGUGCUGAAGUGUCUGCUAGUGAAGAUUUGGAUGGAACCAGCCAACUCAGUUAUUCUGAGAUUCUGUCUUACGAAGAUCAGCCCAUCACUACCCUCUCACAGUCUCCCUGUGAGAGCAGAGACAGCAGACACCAUGGUCCUUGUCAUCAAGAGACUGGCGUGGUCCGAAGCCUCAGUCGUCCUUGUGUGGAGAGCAUCCUGGAGGCGGAGACCGUGUUUACUAAUCGGGGCUUUGAAGAUUCCUAUGCCACUCACAGCUCCUCUGUGUGGAGUUCAGAGCAGCAGGAUGGGACCAGCCUGCAGGUGCCACCCAAGCUCUUGGAGCCUAUCUCAAAAUGCGGUUACCUAGAUAUCGUCUUUGAAUAUAGAGCCGUAACCCAGAAGCUCACCGUGACCAUUGUGAGAGCACAGGGCCUUCCAGAUAAGGACCGGAGUGGUGUCAACUCCUGGCAAGUCCAUGUAGUGCUCCUGCCCAGUAAGAAACAGAGGGGCAAGACUAACAUCCAGAGAGGGCCCAAUCCCGUCUUCAAAGAGAAGGUCACCUUCGCCAAGCUGGAGCCCAGGGAUGUGGCUGCCUGUGCCGUCCGAUUCCGCCUCUAUGCUGCCCGUAAGAUGACCCGAGAGAGGAUGAUGGGAGAGAAGCUGUUCUGUCUCAGCCACUUGCACCCAGAAGGGGAAAUGAAAGUGACUCUGGUUCUGGAGCCAAGAAGUAAUAUAAGUAGUGGAGAGUCUCCGCUUAGCCCAUCUGUGGUGUCUCACAGUGACAGUGCUUCAUCCACACAGUCCCUGUCUCAUGGAGGGGUGCCAGAGCUGUUGGUGGGACUGUCCUACAAUGCCACAACAGGGCGAUUAUCUGUGGAAAUGAUCAAAGGCAGCCAUUUCCGCAACCUCGCUGCUAACCGAGCUCCUGAUACAUACGGAAAACUCUUCCUCCUCAACUGCGUGGGUCAAGAGAUGUCCCGAUGCAAGACGUCCAUUCGACGCGGCCAACCCAACCCUGUCUACAAAGAGACCUUUGUCUUCCAGGUGGCCCUCUUCCAGCUCUCUGAUGUUACCUUGAUGAUUGCUGUUUACAGCAGGCGCACUAUGAAGCGGAAAGAGAUGAUUGGCUGGCUUGCUCUGGGCCAGAACAGCAGUGGGGAAGAGGAGCAGGAGCACUGGGAGGAAAUGAAGGAAAGCAAAGGCCAGCAGAUAUGCAGGUGGCAUACACUGCUGGAAUCCUAGGCUUACCAAGGGGCUUUUGUGUGGUUUACCGGCCUUGAUCAUCUGACACCAAGUCAGAGCAUUGUGUGUGUGGGGGGGGGGGCUUUCAAAUUGAGAAUUUUACUAAUCUUAGGGCAUUCUGUGGUUUAGAACUUCAUCAAAGGUUUGAUUUUCAUUUAAACGUUGUAAUGAAGGGAAAGCUACUUGCAGGGCCAAGUGCACAGGUUGGGAAACAGUUACUCUAGUUGAGACCACUGGUGAUGUCAGUCAUAAUUUGUGCUAAUGGAUGGUUGUGUUUUGGUUCGCACUAUGGGAUGCAGCUUCUCCUGCUUUCUCUUUUGGGUUGGAGAAUAGACUGAAGUUUCAAAGGAGCUGGAACACUACUGCUUUCCAUCACUGAGGUGUAUGAAUCAGACUCUUCUCGGUGUUCACAUUU
This is a messenger RNA of Microtus ochrogaster (prairie vole), 2731 nucleotides long. It is a transcript of the gene Syt16, whose product is annotated as synaptotagmin 16. The record is from RefSeq and is a predicted model, not a curated record. Gene Ontology annotation, molecular function: phospholipid binding. Lineage: Eukaryota; Metazoa; Chordata; Mammalia; Rodentia; Cricetidae.